Molecule: messenger RNA, 708 nt
Organism: Condylostylus longicornis
Lineage: Eukaryota; Metazoa; Arthropoda; Insecta; Diptera; Dolichopodidae
Gene: mRpL27
Product: 50S ribosomal protein L27
Exons: 1
Coding region: 196-609 (137 amino acids)
Biological process (GO): translation
Cellular component (GO): ribosome; mitochondrial large ribosomal subunit
Molecular function (GO): structural constituent of ribosome
Source: RefSeq, a predicted model, not a curated record
CUACACAGCAGGUAGAUUUAAGAAUUAAAUGCAAUAAAGAAAUAUUCCGGCUCAGCCCUGUUUUUAUUUUAUUAAAAGGCCAAAAGUGCAGGGCUGCACUUGUGUUUUGAUAUUAUGACAUAUAUGAAGAACAUAUGUAACAUAUUGUGUGUAGAAAAAUAGUAACAUAUUUAUCGAUAGUUUGAAAUUCAUAAAAUGAAUCUUGGAAUAAAUACUCUAUUAGGAGAUCUAAAAUCUACUUUAUUAAAUAUAACGAGAAGUGCUAGUAAGAAAGCUGGUGGGAGCACACGAAAUAGAAAAGGUCAUGCUAGACCUAAACAUAGAGGGUGGAAAGUUAACGAUGGACAUUAUGUUAGUAAGGGGACACUCUUAGUUACUCAAUUAUCUACCAGAUUUCACCCUGGAUUGAAUGUUGGAUUUGGUCGUAAUGGUACUUUAUUCGCUAUGGAACAUGGGAAAGUGUACAUAACAUGCGAGAAAGUAGACUUAAAUUGGGAUCAUUCGUGGGUUCAACGCAACUAUGCUGGCCGAGAAAACCAAAUUAUUUAUAAAAAAUAUUUUAAUGUUGUCCCGGAACCACAACAUAACCGUUUUAAAUUAGUAGAAUAAAUGUGCUUUACACAAAAAAGUCAUAAAAUAGAAGAACUAAUCAGAUGUGGUUUAAAUUUACUUUUUAUUAAUAAUAAUUUUUCUGAAUGUGUAAACUUA